This is a messenger RNA of Pseudomyrmex gracilis, 1797 nucleotides long. It is a transcript of the gene Hmx, whose product is annotated as homeobox protein Hmx. The record is from RefSeq and is a predicted model, not a curated record. The coding region runs from base 1 to 1797 and encodes 598 amino acids. The transcript has 3 exons. Lineage: Eukaryota; Metazoa; Arthropoda; Insecta; Hymenoptera; Formicidae. Gene Ontology annotation, cellular component: nucleus. Gene Ontology annotation, biological process: regulation of transcription by RNA polymerase II. Gene Ontology annotation, molecular function: RNA polymerase II transcription regulatory region sequence-specific DNA binding; DNA-binding transcription factor activity, RNA polymerase II-specific.
AUGUCCGGUGAGACGGAGAUCGAAGUGUCCGUUGUCUCCGAGGAGGAUUUGGAACUGGAGGGCUCCCGGAGCAGCUCCACGCCGGCCGAUCUGUUGCUGCAGGAGAAGAACGGGAAAUCCGGCUGCGGCCUGAACAAUCACCACCACUCGUUCAGUUUUGACUCGGUGAGCAAACCCGCGCUCAGGCCGGCCUGCAAUCCGCAGUACACGUCCUUCAGCAUCUCCAGCAUCCUCGGCAGACCGGAGUCGCCGCCGGUCGACUCGGCCACGUCCACGGGAUCCGGCGAGAGACAAUCGUCGGACGUGGACAGAACGUCGCCGCCGGCGGGCUCGCAGAACUCGCAGAGGAUCCCGCCUUCCUGCGGCAGCCCCGGAAGAGCCUCGUCCUCGCCCACGUCCCUCAGAUUGUCCGGCGGCCAGCGCGGUAUACCGGUGUCGGGGCACACCGGGUUGGAAACUAGGACCAAUUCGGCGGGUAUUGCUAUCGGAUGUGCUACCAGUGCUAACAGUCCAGCCGCGACCUUCUCACCGCCAGGCGACGCAGCCUCCAAUCCGCUCUUAGGACAUCAAGCCGAUCUCGCAAUGAUAUCAAGAUUGCUCGCGAGCCGAUACCCGGUCGGCAUCGGCGGUUUGUUUUACCCGUCAACGCUGCAACAUCUCCAUCAGCAGCAACAGCAGCAUCAGCAUCACUCGCGAUUGGCGGCCGCGGCGUCGUCCGCCCUCAGCAACGCCGUGCAGGUCGCCGGACAAUCGCCGGACAUUGUCGACGCCGACGGCAUCCGCGGCGUUUUACUCGGUGGCGCCGGCUGGGCGUUUCCAUGGAGGCCAUCGCACGGUUUGCAGACGCUCGAGCAUCCCUCGCCGAGCGACAUGGUCGGCUCCCUUAGCCGCGUCAGCCCCGCGUCCGCGUCUUUCCCUCAACGAGACGAACUCGACGACGACAACGGCGACGAUCGUUUGCACCGCACUAGAAGUCCAUCGAGCGGCGACGAGGCGCACGACGACCUCGGCGAAGUGGACGACUGUGCGGACGCCGACGGCGAAGCCGAGUCUACGUCAACGAGUCUUCACGGCACUUCUGGUGGCGGGAGUGGUGGAGGAGGUGGCGGCGGCGGAGGCGGCGGCGGGGGCAACAACAAUAACAACGGUCAAAACAACGUGCAGGUCGGCGUGGACGGUCGUGAAUCCAACAGCAUAAAGCGCAAGAAGAAGACCAGGACGGUGUUCUCCAGGUCGCAAGUGUUCCAGUUGGAGAGCACGUUUGACAUGAAGCGCUACCUUUCGUCGUCGGAGCGCGCCGGUCUCGCGGCCUCGCUCAGGCUCACGGAGACCCAGGUGAAGAUCUGGUUCCAGAAUCGCAGAAACAAGUGGAAGCGACAGCUGGCAGCCGAGUUAGAGGCAGCGAACAUGGCGCACGCCACCCAGAGGCUAGUCAGAGUGCCGAUUUUGUACCACGAAGCGUCGGCCGGCACCGGCGCGUCCGCCGGCGUCUCCGUCUCGGUAUCGGCGCCGGGUCCGCCGGGUCCGCCGGUGCCGUCGUCGGUUGCUACUUCCGCUCUUUCGCACUCAGUCGGCGUCGGGGUGGGCGUCGGCGUCGGCGUCGGCGUCGGCACUUCGUGCGCGCCUACCACGGCGCAGCCCAUCUUCUACUCCCAUCACCAUCAGCACCACCAUCACCACCCCGCGGCUGCCCACGUGCAGGCGCACAGUCUCCUAUCCCACCAGGUGCACCCUCAACCUCCCCCGCCACCCCCGCCACCGCCUAACGGCCAACCACCGCGGACGUCCUCGCAAUAA